This is a messenger RNA of Cordyceps fumosorosea ARSEF 2679, 246 nucleotides long. RefSeq names its product pantothenate transporter liz1. The coding region runs from base 1 to 246 and encodes 81 amino acids. Lineage: Eukaryota; Fungi; Ascomycota; Sordariomycetes; Hypocreales; Cordycipitaceae. The record is from RefSeq and is a predicted model, not a curated record. The transcript has 2 exons.
AUGACGCCCGUUGCCCGCAUCAUCGCCCGCCGCCAGUACUCCAUGAUGCAAUCCGUGCGAGCCGCCGGCCGCGCCAUGGAGUCGCACCCGUUCGAGCGGCUGCCCAGGAAGCAAAAGCCGGCGCCGGCCAACUGGGCGGGCGACGCCAAGCGCUUCGGCGUGCAAAUAGCCCUCUAUAUUCCCGGCAUCAGCCUGCUGCUCGGCUGGCCGCUCCUCGCCGCCAAGGUCAUGGAUGGCCACGUCUAA